GCGCACACACACACACACACACACACCCCUUCCACCGACCGCUCCCACCAGGACCCCAGAGUUGGACGCGCUGCAGAACCUACUACCACCACCCCCACCCCCCACCCCCGCCCCUCCUCCUGGAGUGCUGGGUUUUUCCAGCCGGAGCCUCACUCCCUCUACUGCAAUCUCGGGGAAAUUGGUGUCUGACGCGGCUGCUCCAGCACGUUAUUUAUUGAUUUACUCUGUCCCCCGGGGAGACCCUCCUGUCAGGAGAGCUGCGACCCGGAACUGAGCGAGGCGGGAAGCGGCGGGGCCACGGGUGGCGGGGCAGAGGGGAUGGAGACGAGGACGGUUCAGCAGCCCCCGCCCUGCUCAUCAAGCUCCGGGAGCCCCGCAGGGGCCACCCGGCAGGAGGCCAGAAGAGUGGAGGGAGACUCCAGGAGGAGGGGACAGGAGGCAGCGCUUCGCGACCGAGCCCCCCUGAGCCAGCAGCGCCGGCUCAGACAGGCCACCCAGUUCCUGCACAAGGACUCUGCCGACCUGCUCCCCCUGGACAGCCUCAAGAGGCUCGGCACCUCCAAGGACUUGCAGCCGCACAGUGUGAUCCAAAGACGCCUGGUGGAGGGAAACCAGAGUCGGUUUCAGGGGGAGUCUCCCCCCACGCAGGCCCCAAUUCACAGCCAGGAGAGCAGGAGGAAGACCAGCAAGACACAGAUUCCUGCUCUUCUGGUGAACUGCAAGUGCCGAGACCAGGAGCUUCGGGUGGCCGUGGACACAGGCACCCAACACAACCAGAUCUCGGCUGGGUGCCUCAGCCGCCUGGGGUUAGGGAAGAAGGUCCUCAAAGCCCCAGGUGGGGACGUGGCACCUGGGCCCCCCACGGAGGUGGAGCAGCUGGAGCUACAGCUGGGCCAGGAGACGGUGGCCUGCUCAGCCCAGGUUGUGGAUGUUGAGAGUCCUGAAUUCUGUCUUGGACUGCAGACUCUGCUUUCUCUCAAGUGCUGCAUCGACCUCGAGCAUGGAGUGCUGCGGCUGAGGGCCCCCUUCCCAGAGCUGCCCUUCCUGCCUCUGUACCAAGAGCCUGGCCAGUGACUGAUGAACCAGUCAUUCCCCGGGGGAAGGACCUUGCCUCAGGGAAGAGCCGUGUUGGGGAAUGGGGCAUUACUAGAGCCAGGUACCUGGGACUACCACGUCUGUCCCUUCUGUCACCACCCUGACCCUGCCGUCCCAUUGGCCUCAGUCAGCCACAUUCCUCUCUGCUUCUCAGCAACUUCCCAAUCCUCCAGAAGACUUCCAGAAAGAGGGCCCAUGAUCUCAGGGGACUGGCCUCCCCGUUCCCCUCCAAAUCAGGACUGUGGAAAAGGAUGUAAGCGUGGCGUGGUAGGAACUGGCCCAAGUCAAAGGCUGCAGCCCAUACUGUCCUUUACCUGCCUCCAGAUCCACCCCACACACCCCUCGGUGGCCUUCACUCCCAUGCCUCUCCCUUUCCCUCCUGGGGCUUAGUACCUUUUGCAACUAGACUGCCACAUCUCACCCACCAGGGGUCCUGUCCCUGCUGCCGCCUGCCUUUCUGAUUCUGCGCACAUCUGCUCACAGCUGAGUGGGGGAAGAAACACGAAACAGAAUACUCUGGUACAGUAGAAAGGCGAGUUGGCAGAGGAGCUUCAGAAGCUUUCUCAGUUACCUUUCCUGGGGUUGCAAAUGUCGGAAGUCAGUUAUUAUUUGAUUUCCCUGUGCGAAACCUUGGGUGUACCUCUAGCAUUGCUCCAGGUGUCUCUCCUCCUCCACUUGCUUUUUUACACUUCAGGGGGAUGGCAAGGAGCCCUGUUGGGAACUACCCCCACAAGGUGGACAGGAUGGCAAGGCCUGGCUGUACUCAGACUUGGAACCUAACCAGUAGUCUUUCUUAUUUCUAGAACUACUCACCUCAUUAGACGUUCCUUCUUCCCCUCAUCUCUGGCCUCCUGAGCUUGAGCUUGUCUUAUUUUGGAAUCUUAUUUUGAUCCCUUGCCAGGCUCUGAGCCAAAGCACAAAAACAAGGAGGCUUUUCAUCUUCACUGUAAAGAGAGGAACCCAAACCUUAAGGAACCAGACACCCUGAGCAUCUUUCUGGCAGGUUUGAGUCUCUCAAGUCACGGACGAAGGGGA
Molecule: messenger RNA, 2130 nt
Organism: Acinonyx jubatus (cheetah)
Lineage: Eukaryota; Metazoa; Chordata; Mammalia; Carnivora; Felidae
Gene: NRIP2
Product: nuclear receptor interacting protein 2
Exons: 6
Coding region: 319-1074 (251 amino acids)
Biological process (GO): proteolysis
Molecular function (GO): aspartic-type endopeptidase activity
Source: RefSeq, a predicted model, not a curated record